GCAUCCUCAUCGAGCACUUGUCAUACCACACUCGAUACUUAUUUGACAUUGCGGAACUGUAAAGGCGAACCGAUUUUUAUUAUUUCCAUGUGAAUAGCAGGUACACUCUGGAGGAACCCGAAGGCUAUUGAAUCCUGCCAAAUCAUCGACGCAAUCCAACUCAACUCUUCGACGGAACCUCAUCACCCACCAUGAGCACCCUCAAACACAACCAACCGCCACCAUCAAAACAAGAUGAAGACUCAGAAGAGGAAGACUACAUGAGCAUGACCUUCGCCGAUUCCUCACUGGAUCCCACCGUCAACAGCGCCCAAAACGGCGAGACCUCCCUCCAGCGGCGGCUCCGCCUCAAGCGCGAGGCCGAGGCCCGCGCCCGCCCCAAAUCCAAAGCCGAGCUGGCCGCCGAGGAGGAAGCCCGGCGCGAGGCCGCCCUCUCACAGUCGCUCCUCACGUCCCAGCCCAAGAGCAAAGGGCUGGCUAUGAUGGCCAAGAUGGGCUUCAAAGGCGGCGCGCUGGGCAAGCAGCCACAGCCGCAGCAGCAGCCGCCCAAAGAACAUGAACAACAACAACAACAGGACGGCGAUGGUGAGGAGGAGGGCGGGGUUAAGGAGCAGUGGCCGAGGACGGAGCCAAUCCGGAUCCAGAUCAAGGACGGGCGGGAGGGGAUCGGGCUGGAGAGUGAGCGGAAGAGGAAGAUCAGAGAGGCGGCCGAAGCAGCGGGGGAGAGGGCGAAGCGGGCCAAGGCGGAGGAAGGGGAGUAUAGGGAGCGGAUGAGGCGGGAGAGGGAGGCGGCGCGGCUGGAGCGGCAGGUUAUGGCGGGACAGAAAGUUGCGGAGCGGAUCGCUUUGGAGAAGGAGGACGAGGAGCAAGGGAGGGACACAACGUCAUCACGCCCGCUGAAGGCCGUACCCGUUGUGUGGCGGGGCCUGGUCAGGGCGCGUGAGGAGGCCGAGAGGGAUCGGAGGAUGAGAUAUGACCUCGAGCAGGGCCUGUCGCGGCUGCCGACGUACGAGGAUCCGGAGGAGGACGAGGAUGACAGGAAGGCGUUGGGCAAAGCCCGCACAACGUAUGUUGCCGCGGAGGACUUGGACGAGGAAGACGCGGAAUUGGACGAGUUCAAUGCGCUGCCGCCGGAGGAGAGGCUGCGCCAGGUGGUCACGUAUCUGCGCGAGGGGUACCACUACUGCUUCUGGUGCAAGUUUGAGUAUCCCGACGAGAAGAUGGAAGGAUGCCCGGGAUUAACAGAGGAAGACCACGACUAAUUUGCGGCUGCCCGAGCUAGACGCUCUACUGCGACCAUGCACACCAGAGAGCCAAGAGCAGCGAGUGAGGAGUCGCCCGUACGGGC
Chaetomium strumarium is the source of this 1348-nucleotide messenger RNA. RefSeq lists its product as uncharacterized. The record is from RefSeq and is a predicted model, not a curated record. Gene Ontology annotation, cellular component: kinetochore. NCBI's taxonomy places the organism in Eukaryota, Fungi, Ascomycota, Sordariomycetes, Sordariales, Chaetomiaceae. The coding region runs from base 192 to 1262 and encodes 356 amino acids. The transcript has a single exon.